This is a messenger RNA of Rattus rattus (black rat), 1824 nucleotides long. RefSeq names its product T-box transcription factor 19 (gene Tbx19). Gene Ontology annotation, cellular component: nucleus. The transcript has 9 exons. The coding region runs from base 278 to 1618 and encodes 446 amino acids. Gene Ontology annotation, molecular function: RNA polymerase II cis-regulatory region sequence-specific DNA binding; DNA-binding transcription factor activity, RNA polymerase II-specific. Lineage: Eukaryota; Metazoa; Chordata; Mammalia; Rodentia; Muridae. Gene Ontology annotation, biological process: cell fate specification; positive regulation of DNA-templated transcription; regulation of transcription by RNA polymerase II. The record is from RefSeq and is a predicted model, not a curated record.
GAGACUAGGGAUGUGGAUUCUAGUGGGGAAGAUCAAAAUUCAGAGCUCUCCUGUUUGCUGCAAAGGAAAAGGACCUUUGAGCUUAACAGGUCGGUGGUAAUUUGGAGACUUUCAGGGGUGUCGCACUGGAAGCUUAACCAAGAGCCAAGGCGUCUUGUUCUCCUCCCAGACACUGACCAGCUGGGGUUGAAAAGCUAGCAAGUGAGCGAAGGAAGGAGCCGGAGGUAGAGAAGGUGGGGACGGCAGCUCCCAGCAAAGUUUGACAGGGUCUACGGCCAUGAGCGAACUGGCCACGCAGAAGUCUGGUGAAGGCACCGUGUCUCGCCUGCUCAAUGUGGUGGAAAGUGAGCUUCAGGCGGGGAGGGAGAAGGGAGAUCCUACAGAGAAGCAACUUCAGAUCAUCUUGGAGGAUGCUCCCCUCUGGCAGAGAUUCAAGGAAGUCACUAAUGAAAUGAUCGUGACCAAGAAUGGCAGGCGGAUGUUCCCUGUUUUGAAGAUCAGUGUCACGGGACUGGACCCCAAUGCUAUGUACUCCCUUCUGUUGGACUUCGUCCCGACCGACAGUCACCGCUGGAAGUAUGUCAAUGGGGAAUGGGUACCCGCAGGCAAGCCAGAGGUCUCCAGCCACAGCUGUGUCUACAUUCACCCGGACUCCCCCAACUUUGGGGCUCACUGGAUGAAAGCUCCCAUCUCCUUCAGCAAAGUGAAGCUGACCAACAAGCUUAGUGGAGGUGGGCAGAUAAUGCUGAAUUCUCUGCAUAAAUAUGAACCUCAGGUUCACAUAGUGCGCGUCGGAGGCGCCCAUCGAAUGGUCAUGAACUGCUCAUUCCCUGAAACUCAGUUCAUCGCUGUGACUGCUUAUCAGAACGAGGAGAUAACAGCUCUCAAAAUCAAGUACAACCCUUUUGCCAAGGCCUUCUUGGAUGCCAAGGAAAGACACCACCUCAAGGACAUUCCAGAGGCCGUCUCUGAGAGCCAGCAUGUGACCUACUCUCACCUGGGAGGCUGGAUCUUUUCCAAUCCUGACGGCAUGUGCACAGCCGGCAAUGCCAAUUACCAGUAUGCGACGCCUUUGCCUCUGCCUGCUCCCCACACACGCCAUGGCUGUGAGCACUACGCUGGCCUCCGAGGACAUCGGCAGGCUCCCUACCCUUCUGCGUACAUGCAUAGGAACCAUUCUCCCUCAGUGAAUUUAAUAGAGAGCUCAAGCAACAAUCUGCAAGUUUUCUCGGGGCCGGAGAGCUGGACUUCCUUACCCUCCACACCCCAUGGCGGCAUCCUGUCUGUACCCCACACCAGUGGGCCGAUCAACCCAGGGCCCAGCCCCUAUCCGUGUCUGUGGACCAUCAGCAACGGAGGUGGGGGCCCUGUGGCAUCCGGCUCGGAGGUGCAUGCCAGCGCCUCAGGAACCUUUCUCCUGGGGAGCCCUACUGUCACUUCACCUUCCUCUCUGCUCCCCACCCAAGCAACUACAUCAGCUGGCGUGGAGGUCUUGGGUGAGCCUUCGCUGACCAGCAUUGCCGUGUCCACCUGGACAGCCGUGGCCUCACAUCCCCUCCCAGGCUGGGGUGGACCAGGUGGAGCUGGACGCCAUUCCCCCUCUUCAUUGGAUUGUUAGGAGGGGCCCCCUGAGCCGCUGCCAGCAGAGAACUGUGUAUGUAUGUGCAUAGCAACCUCAUUGCUGGUUCCAGGCAGUCGAGCUCCUGGUCUCUUCACCCAGAGGCCUGGAGGGGUGCAUGGUGAUGCCCAAAAGCCUCCCCAAAAGUGGUUUAGUCUGGGGGAUGCUGAUUUUACUACUUGCGUCUCCCACUGUUUCCUGUGGUU